This is a messenger RNA of Puma concolor (puma), 3885 nucleotides long. Its product is annotated as ATP-binding cassette sub-family C member 2-like. Gene Ontology annotation, biological process: transmembrane transport. The record is from RefSeq and is a predicted model, not a curated record. Gene Ontology annotation, cellular component: membrane. NCBI's taxonomy places the organism in Eukaryota, Metazoa, Chordata, Mammalia, Carnivora, Felidae. Gene Ontology annotation, molecular function: ATP binding; ABC-type transporter activity; ATP hydrolysis activity.
AUGUUCUCCGGCCCGCGGAGGUGGGGCGCCCGCGGCGACUACGAGCGGGUCCCCGAGGGGCCUGAGGCGCAGAAAUGCAAUCCAGAGAAAAGUGCUUCAUUCUUCAGUCGGAUGACAUAUUCCUGGUUUAGCAGAAUAAUUCUUUUAGGAUAUAAGAAACCUUUGGAAAGAGAAGAUCUUUUUGAACUAAAUGAAAGUGAUUCUUCCUAUAUUGUGUGUCCCAUCUUUGAAAAACAAUGGAGGAAGGAAGUUUUAAGGAAUCAAGAGAGGCAAGAAAUAAAGGCAUCCUUUCAUAAAGAGGCACGUGCCAGGAAACCAUCUCUGCUCUAUGCAUUGUGGAACACCUUUAAGUUUGUCCUGAUUCAAGUUGCUUUAUUCAAAGUGUUUGCUGAUAUUUUGUCCUUCACUAGCCCACUCAUAAUGAAGCAAAUGAUUAUUUUCUGUGAACAUCGCCAAGAUUUUGGAUGGAGAGGCUAUGGUUAUGCUUUGGCACUUUUUGUUGUAGUCUUUUUGCAAACCUUGAUCCUUCAGCAAUAUCAACGUUUUAACAUGCUCACUUCAGCAAAAAUUAAGACAGCUGUAAUUGGACUCAUCUACAAAAAGGCCCUACUUUUAUCUAAUGUCUCACGAAAGAGGUUUUCAACUGGGGAAGUUAUUAACUUGAUGUCAGCAGAUGCCCAGCAGCUCAUGGACUUGACUGCAAACCUCAAUCUCCUUUGGUCAGCCCCUUUACAAAUCCUGAUGGCCGUAUCACUGCUUUGGCAAGAGCUGGGUCCAGCAGUGUUGGCAGGGACAGCAGUCCUGGUGUUGGUUAUACCAAUAAAUGCUUUGGUUGCAACUAGAGUAAAAAAGCUAAAGAAAAGCCAAACGAAGAACAAAGAUAAACAGAUAAAACUACUCAAUGAAAUCUUACAUGGAAUUAAGAUCCUCAAACUUUAUGCAUGGGAACCCUCCUAUAAAAAGAAGAUUGUUGAAAUUCGAGAACAGGAGUUAGAAGUUCAAAAAUCAGCUGGGUAUCUUGCUGUAUUUUCUAUGCUGACAUUAACUUGCAUUCCAUUCUUGGUGUCCCUGGCGACGUUUGGCAUCUAUUUCUUAUUGGAUGAAGGAAACUUUUUAACAGCCACUAAAGUGUUCACAUCUAUGUCUUUGUUUAAUAUUUUGAAGCUUCCUUUGUUUGAUUUACCAAUGGUGAUCUCAGCUGUGGUCCAGACAAGAAUAUCAUUGGGUCGGUUGGAAGACUUUCUCAACACUGAGGAGCUUCUUCCUCAAAAUAUUGAAACAAACUACAUAGGAGAUCAUGCCAUUGGUUUUACAAAUGCUUCCUUCUCCUGGGAUAAAACAGGGAUUCCAGUACUUAAAAACUUGAACAUAAAGAUUCCAGAAGGAGGUUUAGUGGCUGUCAUAGGGCAAGUUGGAUCUGGAAAAUCAUCUGUGCUUUCUGCCAUGCUUGGGGAAAUGGAGAAACUUACAGGAGUUGUUCAAAGAAAGGGUUCCGUGGCUUAUGUUGCCCAGCAGGCCUGGAUUCAGAAUUGCAUUUUACAAGAAAACAUUCUCUUUGGCUCCACCAUGCAGAAGCAAUUUUAUGAGCAAGUAUUGGAAGCCUGUGCUCUCCUUCCUGAUUUGGAGCAGUUACCAAAUGGAGAUCAAACUGAGAUUGGAGAAAGAGGUGUGAAUAUAAGUGGGGGCCAGAAGCAUCGAGUGAGUCUGGCCAGAGCUGUGUAUAGCAGGGCUGACAUCUACCUCCUGGAUGAUCCCUUUUCUGCAGUUGAUGUCCAUAUUGGAAAGCAACUUUUUGAAAAAGUGAUUGGGUCCUCGGGUAUUUUGAAAAACAAGACUCGUGUUUUAGUGACACACAACCUCACACUGCUACCACAGAUGGAUUUGAUUGUUGUAAUGGAGAGGGGCAGAGUUGCACAAAUGGGAACAUACCAGGAGCUGCUGUCUAAAACCAGAAACCUCACACAUUUGCUUCAGGCCUUCAGUGAACAAGAAAAAGCUCAUGCUUUAAAGCGAGUCAGUGUAAUCAACUCCAGAACUAUACUGAAAGACCAAAUCUUGGAGCAAAAUGAUAGGCCCUCAUUGGAUCAAGGAAAACAAUUCUCAAUGAAAAAGGAAAAGAUCCCUAUUGGUGGGGUGAAGUUCUCAAUCAUUCUGAAGUACCUCCAAGCCUUUGGCUGGCUCUGGGUGUGGCUGAGUGUGGCCAGUUAUGUAGGGCAGAAUUUGGUAGGCAUUGGGCAGAAUCUAUGGCUGAGUGCCUGGGCAAAAGAAGCAAAACACAUGAAUGAGUUCACAGAAUGGAAGCAAAUAAGAAGCAAUAAACUUAAUAUCUAUGGAUUAUUGGGAUUAAUGCAAGGUUUCUUUGUCUGCUCUGGAGCCUAUAUACUCACUCGAGGGUCCCUGGCUGCCUCUCGAACAUUGUAUGCUCAGCUAUUGGAUAAUGUGCUACACCUCCCGCUCCAGUUUUUUGAAACCAGUCCUGUAGGCCAGAUAAUCAAUCGGUUCACCAAGGACAUGUUUAUAAUUGAUAUGCGUUUCCAUUACUACUUACGGACCUGGGUGAAUUGUACAUUGGAUGUUAUUGGAACAGUUUUGGUCAUUGUAGGAGCUUUACCACUCUUCAUUCUGGGGGUUAUUCCCUUGGUUUUCCUCUAUUUCACUAUACAGAGAUACUACGUAGCAAGCUCUCGGCAGAUUCGACGAUUGGCAGGAGCCUCUCGCUCUCCUAUCAUUUCCCACUUUAGUGAGACUUUAUCAGGGGUGUCCACUAUCCGGGCAUUUGGACACGAACAGAGGUUUAUCCAGCAAAACAAAGAGGUGGUGAAUGAGAACUUGGUCUGUUUCUACAAUAAUGUAAUUUCAAACAGGUGGCUGUCUGUUAGACUUGAAUUCCUUGGCAACCUAAUGGUAUUUUUUGCUGCACUGCUUGCUGUGCUGGCUGGCAGUUCGAUAGAUUCAGCAAUAGUUGGCUUGUCCAUAUCCUAUGCCCUAAAUAUUACUCAAUCUCUGAAUUUUUGGGUAAGGAAAGCUUGUGAAAUUGAAACCAAUGCAGUUUCCAUUGAAAGAGUUUGUGAAUAUGAAAAUAUGGGUAAAGAGGCACCCUGGAUAAUGUCUAAAAGGCCUCCAGCACAAUGGCCCAACAAAGGAAUAGUGGAAUUUAUUAAUUAUCAGGCUCGAUACCGAGAUGAUCUUGGUUUAGCAUUACAAGAUAUCACUUUCCAGACUCAUGGAGAAGAGAAGAUUGGAAUUGUGGGACGGACUGGAGCAGGCAAAUCAACACUUUCAAAUUGCCUAUUUAGAAUUGUGGAAAGAUCAGGAGGCAAAAUUAUUAUCGAUGGAAUUGACAUAUCAACUAUUGGACUUCAUGACCUUCGGGGCAAACUUAAUAUUAUUCCACAGGAUCCUGUUUUAUUUUCUGGAACCCUCCAAAUGAACCUGGAUCCCUUAGACAAGUAUUCUGAUUGCCAGCUGUGGGAGGUGCUAGAACUGUGUCACUUAAAAGAGUUUGUGCAGUCCCUUCCCAGGAAGCUGUUGCAUGAGAUUUCAGAGGGUGGUGAAAACCUCAGCGUUGGACAACGGCAGCUUGUCUGUCUUGCUCGUGCUUUGCUUCGAAAAACAAAAAUUCUCAUCUUGGAUGAGGCAACAGCUUCCAUCGAUUUUGAGACUGAUAACCUGGUGCAGACCACAGUCAGGAAGGAGUUUUCCGAUUGUACCAUCCUGACGAUUGCUCACAGAUUGCAUUCUAUCAUUGAUUCUGAUAGGGUACUUGUUCUAGACUCUGGAAGGAUUACAGAAUUUGGAACACCACAGAAUUUGAUAUGCCAGAAAGGACUUUUCUUUGAAAUGCUAACAGAAGCUGGAAUAACACAAGAUUCAGUGACAAAAUAA